AUGGAUCGCUGGGCUGUGCCCCCGGCCCUGACUUCUGGCUGUGAGCUGGAUGCAGUGACUUUUGAUGAUGUGCAUGUGAAAUUCACGGAGGAAGAGUGGAAUUUGCUGGAUCCUUCCCAGAAGAGUCUCUACAAAAAUGUGAUGUUUGAAACAUACCUGAACCUCAAAGCUAUAGGCUAUGAUUGGGAAAACCAUCAUCUUGAAGAACAUUGUCAAAGUAGUAGAAAACCUGAAAGGCAUGUAAGAAGAUAUACUGGAGUGAAACUCUAUGAGUGUAAUAUAUGGGGUAAAGCCUUUAGAAGAUCAAGUCAUCUCCAAUAUCAUAAAAUAGCACAUACUGGAGAGAAACCUGAGGAAUGUAAUCAAUGUGGUAAAGCCUUUGCACAGCACAGUGCUCUCCAAAUACAUAAAAGAACACAUACUGGAGAGAAAUCUUAUGAAUGUAAUCAAUGUGGUAAAGCCUUUGCACAGCACAGUGAUCUCCAAAGACAUAAAAGAACACAUACUGGAGAGAAACCGUAUGAAUGUAAUCAAUGUGGUAAAGCCUUUGCACAGCACAGUGAUCUCCAUAGACAUAAAAGAACACAUACUGGAGAGAAACCUUUUGAGUGCCAUCUAUGUGGUAAAGCCUUUGCACAGCGCAGUUCUCUACAAUAUCAUAAAAGAACACAUACUGGAGAGAAACCUUAUGAAUGCAAUCAAUGUGGUAAAGUCUUUGCACGUCACAGAAAUCUCCAAAGACAUAAACUGAUACAUACUGGAGAAAAACCUUAUGAAUGUAAUCAAUGUGGUAAAGUCUUUGCACAGCGCAUUCAUCUCCAAAGACAUAAAACAACACAUACUGGAGAGAAACCUUAUGAAUGUAAUCAAUGUGGUAAAGCCUUUGCAUGCCACAGUACUCUCAAAUACCAUAAUAUGACACAUACUGGAGAGAAACCUUAUGAAUGUAAUCAAUGUAGUAAAGCCUUUGCACAGCACAGUGAUCUCCAAAGACAUAAAAGAACACAUACUGGAGAGAAACCGUAUGAAUGUAAUCAAUGUGGUAAAGCCUUUGCACAGCACAGUGAUCUCCAAAGGCAUAAAAGAACACAUACUGGAGAGAAACCUUAUGAGUGCCAUCAAUGUGGUAAAUCCUUUGCACAGCACAGUUCUCUCCAAUAUCAUAAAAGAACACAUACUGGAGAGAAACCUUAUGAAUGCAAUCAAUGUGGUAAAGUCUUUGCACGUCACAGAAAUCUCCAAAGACAUAAACUGAUACAUACUGGAGAGAAACCUUAUGAAUGUAACCAUUGUGGUAAAGUCUUUGCAAGACCCAGUGAUAUACAAAGACAUAAACUGACACAUACUAGAGAGAAACCUUAUGAAUGUAAUCAAUGUUUUAAAGCCUUUUCAUGUCACAGUGAUCUCCAAAGACAUAAAAGAACACAUACUCUAGAGAAAACUUGUGAAUAUAAUCAAUGUGCUGUUCUUCCUGUCACUCGCCACAGCCGGCGGCCCCCAGGCUGCACACGUGUCUUCAUGCAGCCUCUCCCUCCCCAUCUGGGCCAGCAAGGCUGUCUCUUCCACAUCACACAUGGCCUCCCUCAUCCUUCCGCCCCGGGCCCAGGCACUGCUUCACCCAUUCAUCUUUUCUCCUCCUUCAUGUUCACUAGUGGUCGCCCUCCUGUGAGGCAGCUGUCCUCACAGUCUGGCCUAGGCCUCAGAGACCCUACUUCCCACUUUGGAAGACUGAGGAACGCAAAAGAGCUCCAGCUGCCACUGUCCCCAGGCCUCCUUCCUUCUUGCCUUACAGAAGGCCGUCUGUCUGUCCGCUUGUCUGUGGGCCAUGAAGCCUGA
Messenger RNA from Apodemus sylvaticus (European woodmouse), 1836 nucleotides. RefSeq names its product zinc finger protein 120-like. NCBI's taxonomy places the organism in Eukaryota, Metazoa, Chordata, Mammalia, Rodentia, Muridae. The transcript is spliced from 5 exons. Bases 1 to 1836 code for a protein of 611 amino acids. Gene Ontology annotation, cellular component: nucleus. The record is from RefSeq and is a predicted model, not a curated record. Gene Ontology annotation, biological process: regulation of DNA-templated transcription.